Messenger RNA from Camellia sinensis, 2024 nucleotides. NCBI's taxonomy places the organism in Eukaryota, Viridiplantae, Streptophyta, Magnoliopsida, Ericales, Theaceae. The record is from RefSeq and is a predicted model, not a curated record.
AUGCCUGCUCAACGCACUGCUGCUGCUGCCUCAGAGGAUUUAUCUUCCUCUGUCCCUAUAGACCCUUCCACUCCAGUCUUCUCUCAAACCGAUGUCGAAGCCAUGUUUCAACAUUUUUGGCAGAAUUCCGGUACUCCUCCAUCUACUACUUUAUCUGUCACCGCAGCCUCUCUCGAGUUCUCUGAUGAGCUUACUCCACCGCCCCUACCAGCCUCUCUCGAGAUUGCCUUGCCUACUGGUCUGUCCCAUGCACCUGCUAACUCUGAUGGUCCUGUUCUUGCUCCCUCGGGAUCCUCCCCUCCUGGCUUCAACCAAGAAUAUGGUAUUGACUAUGAGGAGACCUUUGCUCUUGUUGCUUGUCUCACCUCUGUUCGCAGCCUGAUUGCGGUUGCUACCACCCGACACUGGGAUCUUUAUCAAAUGGACGUGAAAAAUGCUUUCCUUAAUGGUGUUCUUCUUGAGGAGUUUCAACAACAGAGUUCUCUUUCAAUAUCACUCUCUCAACUCUCUCUCAACUUAUUUUACAAACAGAGCAGCAAGCCAUAUGUGUUCGAGGACCACCAUUUCACUAUCGAAACCGAGACUCAGCGCGGUAGAGUUCGGCUUCUACCCAAGUUCACCGAGAGGUCAAAGCUUCUUCGCGGCAUUGAGAAUUAUCGCUUAGCGAUUCUUGAAACUGAACCUCAAACCUUCGUAGUACCAAAUCACCGGGAUGCCGAUGGCAUAUUCUUUGUUACACGAGGAGAAGGAAGUAUAAGUCUGGUUCAUCAAGAUAGGAGGGAGAGCUUCAAUCUUCGAUGUGGCGAUAUCUUGAGAAUUCCGGAGGGGACUACUGUGUAUUUGAUCAAUAAAUCUAACAAUGAGAAACUUGUCAUCAUGACACUCCUUCAGCCUGUAUCCAUUCCUGGUCAUUUUGAGGCAUUUUUUGGGCCAGGAGGGGAAAAUCCAGAGUCGUAUUUCAGCGCAUUCAGCUCUAGCCUUCUUGAAGCCGCUCUGAACACAAAGAGGGAUAAGAUUCAGAGGCUAUUUGGACAGAGGGAGGGCAUAAUCAUCAAAGCAUCUGAAGAACAGAUUAAAGCCAUGACACACCAUGAGGAAGGUGGUGGCAUAUAGCCAUUUGGCGGCGAAUCUAAACACACAUGUAAUCUGUUUAGCAAGCACCGUUCCCAAUCAAAUCAGUAUGGACAAUUGUACCAGGUCGAUCCUGAUGAGUUCAGGGAUCUACGUGAACUCAAUUUGGCUAUUGGUUUCGCCAAUUUUACCGGGGGAUCAAUGACAGCUCCAUACUACAACUCAAGGGCCACAAAGAUAGCUGUGGUGGCUAAUGGGGAAGGAUACUUUGAGAUGGCAUGUCCUCACUUGUCCUCUUCGGAGUUCGGUGGCAGCAGCAGCAGCAGCAGAGGAUCGCACCCGCAGCAACGCAGGAGCAGUGGCCCAAACUACCAGAAAGUGAGCGGCCGCCUGAGCCGUGGUGUGGUGUUUAUCAUUCCCCCCGGUCACCCAGUUAUCACCGUCGCUUCCAAGAAUCAAAAUCUGCAAAUUGUCUGCUUCGACGUCAAUGCUCUGAACAAUGAGAAAUUCCCUCUUGCAGGAAGGAGGAACAUAAUCAAUCAGUUAUCGCCAGAGGCUAAAGAGUUGGCAUUUAAUGCGGCGGCAAGAGAAGUGGAUGAAGUGUUCAAAAAUCAGGAGGACGAGUUCUUCUUCGAGGGGCCUCGCCAACAACACGAACGCGAACGCGAACACGAGUACGAGGAGGGUUGUGCUUAUGCUUAAAGCCUUGGACACAGAGGAAGUUAGUCAGAGGUAGAGGAAGAGCUUUGAGGAGGGGUUGUGAGCUAUAGCUCCUACUCUUUAUAUAUAUAUGGUUUUUUUUGUUUGUUUUUGUUAUAUAUACAUAUGGUUUUGUUGUGAUUACUACUGAGUGGUGAGUUUUUACUGUUUUAUGCAAGUAAAUGUAAAUGUUAUGUAAACAAGCUCUCAACAUAUUAUCAUAAAUAAAAAUGCAGAGCUACUCCUUGCUAGUA